AAACUUAGUUUAUGUCUUGAUGAAUAUUUGGUUCGAUGAACAAAUGUCCAAUUCUAGGGAGUUACAACAUCUAAGGACUAUAAACGAUGGUAGAAUGUCUGGAAGAAAGCACAGACGAGACAAAAGUGAAAUUAGCUGUUGUUUAAAAUAUUUAAUUUUCGGUUUUAAUGUAAUAUUUUGGUUAUUAGGGUUAGGUAUCUUUAUUGUUGGAAUAUGGGCAUGGACAGAGAAAGACAUUUUUAAUAAUCUUAGUCGGUUAACAAAUAUAACCUUGGAUCCAGCAUUUGUAUUUAUUGUCUCAGGUGUUAUCACAUUUACGAUUGGAUUCACUGGUUGUGUUGGAGCAUUGAGAGAAAAUACUUGCCUCUUGGCUUCUUAUGCAAUAUUUUUAGCUAUUUUAUUGCUGUUAGAGAUGACAGCAGGAACUCUUGGUUUUAUUUUUAAAGAUUGGAUUAAAAACCAAGCUACAAAUGGCUUCCAAGCUUUCAUUGUCCAUUAUAGAGAAGAUCCUGACAGACAGAAUCUAAUAGAUUGGAUACAAGAGCAAUGGUUGGAAUGCUGUGGCAUUGAAGGACCAAAAGAUUGGGAUAUGAAUGUAUAUUUUAAUUGUUCUAGUAUUGAUGUUGGAAGUCGAGAAGCAUGUGGAGUACCUUUCUCUUGUUGUAAACCUCAGCCAAAUGAAAUGAUUAAGAACAAGCAGUGUGGUUAUGAUGUCAGAAAGCAAGACUAUGAGCGUGACAGGUCACGUGUCAUAUUUGAAAAAGGUUGCUUACAGUCAGGUGAAGAGUGGGCAGAAAAGAAUCUGUUGCCCUUGGCUGGAGUUGUUCUAGCCAUUGCAUUUGCUCAGAUUUUAGGUAUAUGCUUUGCCCAGAAUUUACGAGCCGACAUUUUUGCCCAGAAAGCGAAGUGGCACUGACAAAUAAUGUCAGCAAGGUCUCACCACCUUUGCUGACAAAAAAUCAAGAAUUCAAUCAGUGUGAAACUUUUUGAGUAAAAUUUAUGAAUACUGUACAAUUUCAGAGAACUCAGUUUUGAGCUCAACUGCAGCCAUACAGCUUAAUUAUAUUAGGCAACAUGGCAUUUUCCUGACAGAUUUUAAUUACCUUUUGCUUGCCCUAUGAUGGGUGUAAAUGACUUCUCAUUGUCACGUGAACAAAUACACUUUAUCAACAUAGUGACUGAAAUAGCAGCUGUUGUGCUGGAAGAUACCUUUUUGUACAGUGUGGUUUAUUUAGAAUUUUGCAUUAAAUUUCCUGAAAGAAACUCAGCAUGGUCUGUAACUGUGAUGUGAAAUGCUGAGUCUUUAAUAUUUAAUUCUAGACAUAACAAAGACUGACUGAUAAACUUGGAUUCUGUUGAGAAGUAGUUUUAUUUUCUGAAAAGAAAGAACAAAAGACACUUAAAACAAGGUUUGUUCAGAAAGAGGGGGGAAAAGAAAUUUCUUUAAGCUUUUUCAUAUGUUUAAGCUUUUGCUGAUAAUAUUGAGAUAUAUGAUUGACAUGCUGAAAAGUUUUGAUGUUUAUUUUAUGUAUUACAAUCUGUGAAACUGUAUUUACAGUUUGUACUUGAUAAAUAUGUAUUUGUGUGUAUUUAUUUUUAUUUUGUAUAGCUUCUGAAAUUAUAUUAUUUUAAUGAAUAUUUCAUGGUCAUUUAAUUAAUUGUAUUGUCAAAUUAAUAAUGCUAUGUAAACAUGUAAUUUAAAGGAUGCUUUUGCAUUUUUCUAGAAGAUUUCAACAUGCAUAUGAAAUUAAUGGAACAUGUGCAUAUGAUUGAACAACUAUUUAAAAAUUGUACUUUGCACAUUAUAUUCAUUAUUUCAUGUUUUUAAUGCAACUUUAGUAUUUUGUAUUUUAAAGAGUUAAAAUUAUAGAAUGGUGUAUUUGAAAAAUUCUUUCUUAAAUCAAAUAUUUUAAAACUUAUUUUUAAGUCUGAAAUUUACUUUUGAAUGUCGAAAAAAUAUAACAAAUGGCAUUUUAGUUAAUUGUAGUGUGCAAUCUACUGCUUUUAAUUGAUAGUUAUUUUUUAGAUCAAGGUACUAAACUUGAUGUUGUUUUAAUCAUUUCCUUUUUUCACUCUUUUAUCACAUGCUCAAGUUUAAAAAUAGCAUUAUAGUGACACAAUCUCAGAAAGAAAUAAGUAACUAAAAGUGGUGAAUGAUUACCAAAUUUUGUAACUAGUUUAACUAUCUUCAUAAUAAUACAAAUGUAAUCAACAUUUCCAUCAUUUGAUAUUUCCAGAUACUUAAUAGAGACUCAAAAAGGGAAAAAAAAUUAAAAUAAUGUAGUGGAAGAAUUUUUUAAAUUUUAGACAUAAUAUAUUUAUUUAUUUUACUAAAAUUAUAUUUAAUUUUUUGCAUUUUAUUUAGUUUAAUUUAAAUUUUGCUCUCCAUGUAUUUUUGAGGACCAAAUGGUAGCUAACAUUUGCUUUGUAAAAACCAUAUAUAAUCAUGCUAUUGUGAAAUUUUCUAAUUUCAGGUUGUUUUCCUUUAAUAAAUAUGAGCAAUAUGAACAAUAUACUAUGUAAUACCAGCACCUUUAUUAAGGUAUUUCAAUUAUAAUUAAAUACUCAUAUAUAAUUCGUUUUUAUUUCUAUGAAUUAUUAUUUGCAUAAAAUGUUAAUGAAUAUCUAUGCUUGUAUGAGUUUGCAUUUAAAUGUAUUUGAACAUAUUUUGGAAAACUUUAUUAGUAUUUGCCAAGUUUUUCUGAUUUUUAAUUCUUGUGUUGAAUUUUAAACAACUUUUCUAUAGUGGUUCCCAAUCUGAAUUUUAAACUACUUUUCUGUGGUGGUUCCCAGUCUAAUUACAACUUCAAAGUUAUAUAUCUUCAAUGAGUGUGUCUGUAAUUUCUGUUAGUUUUUGUUUAAGUAAUUUUUUGGAUUAAUUUGUUAUGCUUUACGUUCAUUUGUAUAUUCUUUUUUUCUUAAGAUGCAGAUCAAUGAUAAAGCUAGCUCAAGAUUAUAAACUUCAAUUAAGUCAUGAAAAAUCAAAAGCAAGACAAAUUACCAACUUUGUAGGUUCCUUCAGUAACAUUAGGAAAUACAUUAUAAAACCGAGAAAAUGGUAACUUUCACCGUUGAAAGGCUUUGCAAUAUGGAAGUUAAAAAUGCCCAGUAAACGAAAUAAUUUUUUUAUUUCAAAUUGUCAUAACUUUUUUCAAUGAAAUAUUUCACUUUACAAAUUUUAGGACUUUUUGACAAAGAUGUGAUGAGCAGUCUUUAAAAAACACUGCCUGUCUAUAUCCUGUGCAUAUAUUAUCUUACCUAUUAUAUGCACUUCAAGUAUUGCAAAUGCAAAUAGUAUAGAUUUUGUAGUAUUUAUAUUAUUGAUUAAUUGCAAUUUCCUUAGCUUAUAUUAAUAAUAAACAUUUAUAAAAAGUAAAAUAAUGUUUGUAAAAGAGAUAUUUCUUCAAAUCUAAAAAACUUAAUGACUGCAUUUUAAACAAUUUAUGAUAUCUCAUUAUUGGUCAUCAUAUUAUUUAUUCUCAUCUAUAAGAACUUUACAGAAGAAAUUUCAGAUAAUAUAGGAUAUACAGAUUAGUUAUAAAAUAUUCCCAGAUUUUUAUAAUGCUUUUGUAAUAAGAAAAAAUUUAGAAUAAUUACAGAAAAACCACAAUUUUUUGGCAACUUUCUCGACAAAUUGAAAUUUGCAAACUGUGUUGUAUUCUUGACUAUGUGAUGCCUUAGCACAGUGUUGGUUUACUGGCAGCUUAAUUUGCUGUAAACACAUCAUUAUGAAGGUUAUAGCAGCUAUCUUAAAAUGCAGUUAAAUUUAAAACUAAAAAAUAAUUAUUACUUAAUGUCUGCAGCUUUUCUUCUUUGGAAUAUUUUUGAAUUUUUUCCAGUGCCAAAAUUAUUUUUAUAACUGUUUCAAAAUUUGUGCAUAUUUAUACUGUUUUAAUUUUAUCUAACUAAAUUGUUAUGCUAGAAUUCUACUUCCAAGCUUUAUUUUAAAUAUGCUGUAUUUUGAAAACAGAUUUUUUAAAGUUCUUUCAUUGCAAAAUUUUGCUGUUAAAAGGUGACACUGAUCAGUAAUAUUGCAGUAUUUUAUAAUUUUAGUCUUUCCCCCAAAAAAAUGUUUCUGCUACUAUAUGUUGUAUAAUAAAUGUCAUACGGCCAGGUUAUUUAAUAAACUAAGCUCUUCUCUAAUUCUUUUACUCAAGACUGGAUACACAAAGGCAACUUUUUGUUAAUUAUAUAUCAUUUUUCAAGCAAAUUGUUUGCCUAGAUUUUUUUUUUUUAUCAGAAAGGUUAGUUAAUUGAGAAUUUUAUUUCAAGUCUCCUAAACCAUUCUUGAAGUUAAUGAAUUUAUUGCUAUGCAGAAAUAAGUAAUUUCAAACAUAGGAGAAAAAAUUAUCAGUUAAGUCAUAUUGUUUAAAGGGCAGAUUUUAUUAUGAAGAUAUUUUAAAUAAACUUUUUAGUCUUUCAAAUAUAAUAUCUUUGUAUCUAGCUUUAGGCAUUUAAUACAGAUACUGUUAUGAGUCCAUAGCUAUGCUGAGUCAAAUUGUUUGAUAAUAAUUCAGAAAUAUAAUUUUCAAAAUGUUAGUAUAAAAAUUAUCAUACUACAAGACAUAGAAUUAUUCAUUUUAAUUUUUAUAUAUUCAAAAUUCUUCUUAGUCUAAGCAUUUUAAUAAUCAUUUGGGAAUUUUUCAGUAGUUCUGAUCAGUUAUCUGAAAAUUUUUAAGUGCAAACUGUUUAAUACUUCAAAUCUUGUGUGAUUUAUGUAAUUUAUAAAAUUAAUUUAAAAUUCGAAUGAGAUUAAAAUGGUUUCUUCUUAAAUAAGAUAGAAUGUUUAAUAUAUCAUUAUUUUAAAUCUUUGUUAUACAGCAUAAUUUUACUUGCAGUUUCAAACCUUCAAUCAAAAAAUAAUUCAUGAGAAGUGGAAGAACAAAAUCGAAACUUCUAAAGAAUAUUCAGUUUCAGUAGUAAAUAUUAGCAUAAACUGUUUUAAGAAGAGAAUCACUUUAUACUGUGUUUUCUUAUAUUUUUACAAUAAUUCUUAAACAGAAUUUCCAAGCUGUAAGUUAUAUAAAAUAUUUUCAAAUCUCUAGUAUUGUCAGUUUAGUAUGGCUGAAGUAGAAGUUUUAACUCUCAAAUGUAGGGAAUUAUGAAGAUUGGAACCACUGUGCUUAUGUUGUUUAAAAUCAGUACAUAUUUUAUACAAAUAUUUAAAAUUUUAUGUAUUCAUAUUUGUGCUUGUCUUAGAGAUGUAUAUGUAUGUAAUAUCUAGGUAAUUGUAGACAGUUUCAAAGUAUAUUCAUAGUGUAAAUAUGUGGAUGUAUAUAUGUGUUUAAGAGUUAUAUAUGAAAAUGUAAAAGUGCAAUUUGUCACCACAAUGCUUGGUAGUAAGCACAUUUAGAUAUUUAGGUGUCUGUACAUUUUAAUAGUGUUACCAGUAUAACACUACAUCUGCACAAUGUAGUUGUACAUAAAAUUUUAACCUGAGAACUAAUAGUAUUUUGGCUUAAGAAAAUAUUCAUAAUCUUUUGUGAUUUCCUCAGUCAAUUGCAAUAUGAAUUUAAAAUGCAUAAUUAAUUAAUUGCUCAUAUUUUUUAGAAUCUUUAAAGUGCAUUUCAAUCUUUCCAGUCUUCUCCAUUUAAAUCUAGAAAUUCAUGUUAAAUUAUUCAUUUUGAAUAUAGUCUAAAAGUAUGGAUUUUGUGGUCAUGAGUACCUGAACAAAUGUAUUCUUGUCUGCUGAAAGCUAUAAUUUUUCUCAUGAUAUUAAAAACUUCUUUUGAGAUAUAGAAUAUGAUUAUCAAUGUGUAAAUGUCGUUACUUGCGAGUCUGAAGAAUGAUAUGUAUGUACAUGUGCUAGAUCUGUUAAAGGCAUGUCUUUCUUGAAAAAUAUUUCAAGUAUUUGUAAUGUGAAUGAAUGUAUAACAGAAGUAGUACCUUUUAUUUCAGCUGCCAAUUAAAUUUUGUUUGUUUUUGUACUUUUUUUUUUUUUUUUUUUUUUUUUUUUUUUUAAGUUUUACAUCCAACUUUCAGUUUUUAAAAUAUUCUGCUUCAGUAGAGCAAUGUUUAAAUAAAAUUAUUUAAUAAAGUAGAAUUUUAAAUAUAAUAUAUAUAAAUCAUAUUUCUUCAGUAGAAGACAAACAUUUUGAUAGACUUAUUAAUGGUAGUGUAAUGUUAAUUUAAUAAAUAAAGUGGAUACUUAUUGAUGAUAGAAUGCAUGUUAUAUAUAAUAAGCAUGUGUAGGAACUAUAUAUAUAAGAAAUUAAUGAGAAAUUUUUAAAAAAAUUAAAGAAUGGAAUAGCUAUUUUCAUAUUUGGCAGGAAGACAGAUAAAUUUUGUUAAACUUGUAGUAGUUUCUGGAUUUUUACCUUGCCUUUUGUUUUAUGCAUAUUUUAUUACACUACUUAAUUUUUUCAAGUGAGUUUAUAUAAUCAUAUAUUAGUUGAAAAGUAGAAAGUCAAAUUUUUAAA
Stegodyphus dumicola is the source of this 6419-nucleotide messenger RNA. It is a transcript of the gene Tsp26A, whose product is annotated as Tetraspanin 26A. NCBI's taxonomy places the organism in Eukaryota, Metazoa, Arthropoda, Arachnida, Araneae, Eresidae. The record is from RefSeq and is a predicted model, not a curated record. Gene Ontology annotation, cellular component: plasma membrane.